Fusarium proliferatum ET1 is the source of this 735-nucleotide messenger RNA. RefSeq lists its product as uncharacterized. The transcript has a single exon. Bases 1 to 735 code for a protein of 244 amino acids. NCBI's taxonomy places the organism in Eukaryota, Fungi, Ascomycota, Sordariomycetes, Hypocreales, Nectriaceae. The record is from RefSeq and is a predicted model, not a curated record.
AUGAGAAAUCAGAACUUUUACUCUCCUUCUAGCGAGGACAUGCCAGCGCCUGUAAAAUUUCCUCGGCGCAUAUCGUCCUUGCGCAACAAGCGGCCACUACCUCAUAUCGUCACCACUAUUGAGCCUGGGUACAACAGACAAUUAUUCACACUCCACGAAUGCGCCGACGAUGCUUCUCGGUCUUACCAUAAGCAAAGCUUUUCACUGAGUUCAUCGCGGACGCCUACGACUCCUGGUCACAUCGACUCGCCAUUCAGUGAUGUAGCGCCUACACUGCGCAUGUUUUCAACAUCAUAUGUCAUGACGAAACCGCUAGAGAACUCUGGAAGCUAUUUCCAGAGAAAUAUCAACGAUCAACCUGAAGUACCAGAACCCAGCCAACAGAAGCCGCAAGGAAAAGUCCAAAAUUGGCUUUCUAAGCUUCCCAAUCGAAGGGAACCGCCCUUUGAGGAGAGGGAGAGAGACGACGAAGUGUGCGGAAUAUCGAAGCCUAGACAGCCAUGCGCUGUUGUCGAGGCUUCUACAACGCCUGGAGCUCAGAAGCAAUUUCUGGAUCUGGAAGACGACGAGUCUGAAAGCUCCCAUUCCGAGGAUACGGGAGACCUUGACGGCUACCACGAGGCUCUGUUCAGAUUAUCGGGCACAAGAAAUGAUUGCAGGCCAACAUUUCGAGCAUCGAUGCGACGACAAUUUCCAAUUGAUCGGGAAAGAGAAGCUCAUCUAAAGAUGUUUUGA